Messenger RNA from Dromaius novaehollandiae (emu), 7100 nucleotides. It is a transcript of the gene ZNF770, whose product is annotated as zinc finger protein 770. The coding region runs from base 3227 to 5362 and encodes 711 amino acids. The transcript has 2 exons. Gene Ontology annotation, biological process: regulation of transcription by RNA polymerase II. Lineage: Eukaryota; Metazoa; Chordata; Aves; Casuariiformes; Dromaiidae. The record is from RefSeq and is a predicted model, not a curated record. Gene Ontology annotation, molecular function: DNA-binding transcription factor activity; RNA polymerase II cis-regulatory region sequence-specific DNA binding.
CACGCUCCAGCUGCAGGGAACAACGUGCCAGGGGCUGGCCGAUGCCUCAUCGAGAGAGAAGGAAACCCCCUCCCCGGGCAGAAAUGAAAUCGGAACUGACAAAGUCCUCCGCGCCCCUGGGGAAAGAGCUCGCUGUGCCCACUGGGGCAAAGCCCCCGAGCCAGGACCACCGGGAGGCGGCGGCGGGGGGAACGGAAAGCUCCGGCCCGGGUUUCCCUGAGUCCCGGCGUCUCGCUGCCAUCCGGGGGGAAGAGUUUAGGCGGCAGCAACCUCGAGAGGGAUGAGAAAGGUGGUGGCGCGGUGGCUGCUUCUCCUCCAGGUUGUCCCCGUCCUGCCGGACCCCUCUCUCCCUCGCGGCCGCGUUUCGGCAGAGCCGCUGGGCGCCCUGCGGUGCGUCGGGCCGGGACGCCGGGCCCUGCCCUGCCCAGCCCGGCCCGGCGCGGGCGGCGCGGCCCGGGCAGAGCUCGCUGUGGGCCGCGGGGUGCCGGGCCGGGGCGGCCUCGGCAGAGCCGCCGCUCUCCGCUGUGGGAAACCGCCCUGGGUUGUCUGCUUGCUGUAGGAGCCGCCUCGUGAAUUGUUCUUAAGUUUUUAACUCUACUUAGCUGCGCCCGCUUUGGGGGAAAACGUCCCGGGUUUAUCAAUUUGGGGUGCGGAGCGCCAGGCCCAGGCAUCUCGGGCUGUUUAAACAGUGCUUAGGUUUGUUGUGCUUAAACUAGCCCCGCGUUCGCUUCCUAGCCUGUAUUUUUUAUUUGGUUUUUGCUUCGUGAAAUGUUUUGAAAGGUGCAUGGGAAAUAGGGACGCAGGAGGUGUGUUAGCCUUGAGGGGCAAUAAUACUCGUUGUCGAUGUAAAUACAGGUGGAGAUUACAUUUCUGGCCAACUUUGUUUCCCAUCGCAGUAAUCUCUGUUGUUCGGCAGGGAAAGCUGGUGAAGAAAUCCGGGCUGCACUGUGUUUGUCUCCGUGCUCAGAUUCCUAUCAAGGUUGCAUGCUGUGUAGUUCAUAAAUCAGCAGCUCGGUUUUCACUUGUCUGUUUUGUAGCUAAUGUUACAAGAGGCACAUUGUGUUACUUCACACGUUUAUUAUUAUAAUUAAUUUUCUUGUGUUUGUGUCUGGAAAGCUAUAAACAUUGGCGUAUUUCAAGGGUCUAAGGAUAUACUAAAACAACUUGGAACAAUCCUUCACUGGCAAAUUUGGAAACACACAGUAUUUUCAAUUCUUAAAUGGUUUGUUUUAGUACGUUAAUGAGUCAUAGAAAAACAAGUCUGAAUGUUCAUCUCAUAUUUAUUCCCAUGCAUGAAAGCAGGGUGAAACAGUACGUGUGUGGGAAUUUGAGAGGUUUGUGCAGCCUUUUUUUGAAGAUCUCCAGUACUGGAGUUUGAACGGUCUCCCUACACAACUUACUUGUAUGCUCGUUAAGAAAACCUUUGUAACUGUAAAGAAAAUAAUGUGCUUGAAUCCUCUGUGCAAUAACUUCGACCCAUUUCUUGCCAUAACUAUAAAUGACAUGGGGAACAACUUACUUCCUUUUCCUUUGGAGCUGGCUUUUAUGUAUUUAUUUUUAACAGGUCUCCUCUUCUUUAGCUUAAACAUUCCCAGCUACUUUAAUCUUUUCCUGUACGGUGUGUAUUUAAGCUCUGAUCAUUCUUGAUCCCCUUUUCUGGUCUCUUUCCAAUUAGUUCACACACUUGAGCCAAUUUGAAGGGUAGUAUUCCAGAGAAUACUCUCCAGAGAGAGUAUUCCAUCUGAGUCCUCAGCAGUACUGAGUAGUAGGGAAGAUUUAUGUGCCAUUCAAGCUGUGUUUCUGUUCAUACAUCCUGGUUUGAUGGCAUGCUAUUGUGAAAAAUGGCAAACAUUGUUGACAUAUUAAGCUUCUGUUCCGCUUAGUCUCCAGGUCUUUUCUGUACAGCUAUUACCUGAUAAGUUGUUCCCCUUUCAGUUGACUAUCCUUGCCUAAACAGAAAGUCUUGCUUUUUUUUUUUUAAAUCUGAUCAGUAAAGACAGGAUUAGAAUUCAGAAUUUUUCUUCCAUCAUGCUUUUCAGCUUGUUUCAGCUUGCUGUCACCUGCAAAAUAAACAUCUUUAUUUAAUCAUUAAACAAUACUAGUUUUAGGAGGGACCCCGUGGACCUUCAAUGGCUUACAUUACUUCUUGGUCCUAUUUUUCUGCAUGACCUUGCAGCCAAGAUGAAAAGUAGUAUUAAUUUAAUAUUAAAUUGGACCUAGUCCACAAACUAAAUCCUUACCACAUAGUACAUUUUUCUGACUCUAAUGAGGACCAGCCUGUGUAGUUCUGAGGUUGGUAGCAGAGAAUAUUCCAAGCUUAUCUUCUGUUAUUUGAUCUUUAGCAGUAGCAUGUUUAUUCCUUAGAUAUGCAGGGCACAGAUCACCCUGGAAUAGAUGUGGAGAAAUCUGGCCUCAGUAAAUAGGAUUUGAAAAUAUAUUUGGGCCACACAGUAACGCCCAUCUUAGCUGCAUUCUCCUAUCCCUGCGUCCCAUAAGUUUAGCUCAUCUGAACCUUCAGUCUUUCACAGGCAGAAGACCAUAGCAAAAAGCAGUUCUCUGUUUUGGACACCUUGUACUACUGAGCAUUUUGCUCAUUCACCAGAUAGAAUCUUUAAUAAAUUCAUAAGCUAAAUAUAGAAUCCCUUUUAUAAUAUGUCACAGCUGUCUCUCACUUCGGACUUUUACUUUGUAUGUCACUGUACUGUUUGAGCUCUUUCCUGAUGUGUAAGUUAGAUCUGUAUGACAGUACCUUUACUGGAAUUCUUGAAAUUUUAUGGUACUUCUUUCUCAGGAGGUUUUCAUUCCCUCCUAGUGGAGGCUGCCUUGAACCAUAGCUGUAAAGGAAGUUCCAGCAUAGCAGAGAAAUAUCCUCUUUUCCUCAGACUCCCUGUCUCUAACUUUGAUCUAGGAUAGACUAGAAAGCAUUUAGUGUUACAUACCCUCAACUGCCUGCCUUCACAUCAUGUGACAGCAACUGGGAGGAAAAGGGGAUCUCCCAAGAGUGGUGUCUGUGCAUCUCCAAAAGAAGGCUGAAACUGAGUGCCUGGUAAAACUAUAUCACAAGAGAGAACAGGAGAGAGAAAGGAACCUGGGGGAUUUAAGAGCAUCUCUUCUAAGAAAGUCUGCUGCUUCUACAGCCUUCCAUCUUAGUGUGGAAUUGAUGAUUUCACUUGAAAUACUCAUCUGAAUACAUUAACAAUAGGCAAGGGGUGAUUGUUCUUAAAAAAUGUUAAAAGUUCAGCAGUGUGUAACAGCUAACAGGAUACCCAGGAAAAGACCGUAUAUUUGUGACAUUUGCUAUAAACAGUUUGAAACUCCAUCAAAAUUAGCUAGGCAUUAUCUGAUACAUACUGGUCAAAAGCCAUUUGAAUGUCAUGUAUGCCAUAAAACAUUCAGGCAGCUAGUCCAUCUGGACAGGCAUCAGUUAACCCACAACCUGCCUUUUAAAUGUAUCAUCUGUCACAGAAACUUCAAAAACUUGAUCACUUUCUUUAAACAUCAGCAGCUCCAUAAUGAAAAUUACCAGAAUGAUAUCAAGCAAGCAGCAAAGUCUGUGGAUUCAAAGCAAGAUAAGGUCUUUUGUGGCAUAUUUCAAUGUUCUGUGUGCCGGAAAUCUUUUACAACUGAAGAGAGGUGGAUGCUGCAUCAGUGCCCAAAGGCAGAUCAUCUACGUAGUACCAGAAGGCGAAAGAAAACUCAUGCUUGUGAAUCAUGUAACAAGACAUUUCCAUCAAGAUCUAAGCUACAAAGACACUUUCUUAUUCACACUGGCCAGAAACCAUUUAAGUGUUCUUCAUGUGGUAAAUCUUUCAGACAGUCAACACACUUAAAAAUCCAUCAGCUCACGCACACAGAAGAAAGGCCUUUUCAGUGUUGUUUUUGUCAGAAGGGGUUUAAAAUACAGAGCAAACUUAUGAAGCACAAACAGCUCCAUGCCAGAAAUAAGACUUACCCCAAUAUUAUAUACAAAGCAAAGAAUCCUAAAUAUUCCAGACCACAAAACUCAUUGGAAGGAAAGAGGGAUAGUUUUGAGGAUGCUGAUACUUAUGAGUCCCAAGAGAACGACCCGCAUGAUGCUCACUCUAUUUAUAUUGUACCCUAUCAGUGCCCAGUAUGUGAGCAGUGUUUUGAAACAGAACAGGUUCUAAAUUUGCACAAAUGUUUUUAUGUGAGAGAUGACAAAAGUUCAAAUAAUGGUCCAACAGCAUGCAGCCGCAAAGUCAGUAUGAAAAAUAAAAUUUUGAUGAAGCUGAAGCGUGCUGGAGAAAAGGCAUCAAAUUCUUCUCUGCCUGACAGAAGAAGAAUUAAAUCAAGUCACUUGAAAAGUCGUGACCCAAUUGCAGCUAGAGAUCAGCGUUCUGAUCAGAAUGCUUCUACUAAGCCUUUAAAGGAUUGCCAUAGCAAGCUUGCCAUGCACAAGGCGAUUAGUAAUAAGAAAAGAAGAGCAGUCCCUUUGCCGUUACCUUGGCAGGAGUACCUACAACCUCACGAAUUAGGAAUUAAUUUAAAAGGUAUGCUCACUGGUGAAAGAAUAUUAAACAUCGAUGAUUCAGUGCGUAAUAAAGGUGACACUUUUUAUGGUUCAUCACAUGAUGGUUUCUUUGAUAAUCCAGAAAUACUUCACUGUGCUUUUUCAACUCCUACUAAAAAUGUACAUAACAGACACAAAGAGUGUAAAUGUGACAGAUGUGAAAAAAUCUUUCCUUCUUCAUCCAAACUUCAAAGACAUUAUCUUAUACACACGGGACAGAAGCCCUUUGGCUGUAAUGUUUGUGGGAAGACGUUUAGACAGUCAGCUCACUUAAAACGACAUCAGCUCACCCAUACUGAAAAGAGACCCUGUAAAAGCCCCGUUUGCCAGGUGAAAUUUGAAAAUCUGAACAAACUUUUCAAUCAUCAGGGAGAUCACAUUGAAUUUAAGUCUUCUCAGCCUGUGAGUUAUUCUCAAAGACCUUCACAGGCAUCUGGCUUUCAAGAUUUUGAGCUGAUUCAGUCAAACCAAGCACCUGAAAUCAAAGUUGAAACUGAGUCUGCAGACUUUGUUCUUGAUACCAGCAGUAGAAGCACACAGCCGUAUUUGUGUAGUAAAUCAUUAGAAACAGAGCAAAGCUGUUACAGUCAUUGUUAUGAUUUUUCCGAAGGUACAGAAAAAAGUAAAGUUAUUAAGAAAUUAUAUCAAUGCAGUGUUUGCUUUAAAACUUUUAAAUCACCUUCUAAGCUUGAAAGACAUUACCUAAUGCAUGCUGGGCAGAAGCCAUUUGAAUGUUCUGUUUGUGGUAAAAAUUUUAGACAGGCCCCACAUUUGAAAAGGCAUCACCUUACUCACUUUAAAAAGAGCUUAAAAAUCAGUUCAGUGGAGUAGGAGAACAACCCCCAGAGAAAUUUUUUUUCAUCAAAAAUGGAUGGUGUCCCAUUAAGUUAUAUAUGAAAAAUUUUGGUUACAUAAUUAGUAAAAGGCUUCUGUUGACUGAACAAUUGCCUGAAAGGGAUUAUCUCUGUAACAUAAGAGAUGACCUGAUGAAAAGUUCAUUUACUGUCUUCAAAACUGUCCACAAAACUGUCCACUUGAUAUAAUUUUGUGAUGUGUCUGAGAAUAUGGUAAAAACAAAAAAACGUGGAACAAAAAAGCAUUUUGCAUUUCUUUUCUUUCAGGUGAAUUUAUAAAUGCACAUUGUUACUGCAUUAUUAGUGUUGCAGCAAUCUGCAGUGCUCCCUGAGUCAGGUAUUUUAAGUUAUAUCUCUUCCCAUCUAGGAUUUUAUGGCAGUAUGCUGUCCAAUGAUACCUAUCAAAAAGUAAAGAUAAAACGGUAAUUCCCGGUAAACAGAAAAAUGGCCCUUUUACAUUCUUCUGCCUUCCUAUAUGUUGCAAACAAAGAACACUUGCUUUGUUUAGUUCAUGCUUUUUUAAAAACUGAUGGUUAUUUUUAGACAGAGAAGAUUCAAAAAAGAAAAAAUUGAGGAAGCAGAAAGUCUAAUGAGAAAAAUUGUUUAUGUAGCAAUAUAGAACAGUUAAUAGAGAAAAAUGUUUACUGCUCUGUAAUGUGCUUGGAAAUCUAUGGAUGAGCAAUUAGGUAAUUUUCGUUAUUUAUGAUACAGUAUGAGUACUGAAGUACUAAGGUUUAUGAUCAGUUCGUCCCUUUCACCACUUCAUUAUUUCUGCUCCUUAAUAUAGUUCUUGCCUUUUCUAGCUUUUUGGCCAGUUAACAGACUACUGAAAUAUUUUGCUGCAAGAGGACAAGAAAUUAACAUUAAUAUUAUUGCAUACAUUUACUGUCUGUUCACAGAGUACCAGUCUGCCCUCCUUCUAGCGUACAUACUUCACCAGUUACAGAAACAUUUUCUAAGAUGUGAUAAUAACUAUGAUACACAGCUUUGUCAGGAAGUCAUGUUCUCGUUACAUUAAAUAAAAGAAACUGAAAAUGACAUUUAGUUCAAAUUAGUUCCAGUUUGCAUUAAGAGAAUCUGUAGGUAUACUUACUUUCUGGUAAGCAGAGAGCUUUGCCUAUUGUACCUACGGGGCUGGCGAAAGCUAUAAAUUUAAUGGAACUUUAUUCAUUUUGAGUAAGAAUUUUGUUUUUUUCCUGUGAAAAAAAUACCUUUUAGUAUGUUUUCCACUGUUGUGCAACUUUUGAAUCGUUAAAACACAAAGUUUUUAAUUCUAUGUCUAAAUUAACAUAAGUGUAAGAUACAUGGCAUUCUUUUCACUAUUUAAAUAGAUCCAUAUUUAUUUAAGUAUUUUGGACUUUUUAAUUUUUGAAGUGAUUUAUCUAGGUCUUGUUGUGGCAUAAGCUCUAUAGUAUUCGGUAUAAAUGAAGUGACAGGUGAAGGGAUUUUUUUAUUUUAUUUUCCUACAUGUGAUUCUUUUCCAUUUUCAGAGAGAUUAAAACCAGGAAAAAUACUUGGAAACAGUCUGUAGUUACUAUGAUCUUUGUAUGACAGGCUAAUUCAGUAUCCUGACUAUAGCUUAUACAUUGAGAUUUUUUUCUCCCUAUGUGAAUUGUUUCAUAUUGAAAGACAGAAUACUGUAUAAAUAAUGUUUUGAAGGUGUAUUGUAGAGCUCUCUUAAAAUACUUGUAAUAAACUAUUUUAUUUAUAUUGUA